Messenger RNA from Spirometra erinaceieuropaei, 3498 nucleotides. The record is from the annotation of a GenBank genome assembly. NCBI's taxonomy places the organism in Eukaryota, Metazoa, Platyhelminthes, Cestoda, Diphyllobothriidea, Diphyllobothriidae.
AUGAUCCGGGCGCUCCUUCAGGACUGCCAUCUUCGACUGCGGAAAUAUAAAGGGGUUCUGAGCCAAGCGAUCGCUAAAUGCACUGAUCUCAUCGGCGAAGACGGAACUAUGCUGUUGAAACAGGCGAUUGAUAAACGGGCCAGAGAACUACGAGCACAACGAGAUAUCGAGCUGGCAGAUGAGCUUCGAAAUAUCAGCCGCACGUUUCAGGAGGAGAACGACGUCCUAGUCCACAAUCUAUCCUCCAAAGAGCUGACUCCUGGACAACUAAAAGUGCUGAGUCACGAGGCCUGCUUCAAUACCACAGACGCCGAUCCGGUCAACCUCGUGGCAACAGUGGAAUCGAUUCUCAAACAAACCGAGGAAUCCGACGAAACAAAACACCUCGUUCGGCAACAGGUAACUGCCUUGGUGAUGGCCCACAAACCACGCGCAAAUAUCACCAGAACGGAACAGGAUGCCCUCAAGAAACUGAGGGCCGACACGAGCAUUGUAGUACUGCCAGCAGACAAAGGGCGUUCUACAGUUGUCUUGGACAAGACCGACUACAUUCAGAAGGCUAACACCCUGCUGGAUGAUCGACAGGCCUACCUCCGAUGUGAUGAUGAGCCGAUGAGGAAGCUGCUGACGCAGUUGGACAAAACGCUCGCUGAAAUGCAAACGAACAAAGUAAUAAGCAAGUCGGUACGACUGGCCGUUAAACCAACAGAUUCAGCCGCACCAAGGUUCUACGGACUGCCCAAAGUGCACAAGGUCGAUGUCCCCCUCCGACCAAUCGUGUCACUUCGCGGCGCGUCAACAUUCAAUCUGGCUAAAUGGCUGUUCCGACACCUGAGGCCUCUCACCUCAGGCGCAACCACAACGGUCUGUUCAGCUACUCAGUUUCUGGAACGGCUCAGAGAGACGCGACUCACUGCAGACGAGGUCAUGGUGUCAUUUUACGUCACCUCUCUCUCUUCACUUCAAUCCCGCAGGACCUGGCCAUGGAAACGGUCAGCGAAUUACUCGAGAGGCAGUAUGACGAGACGGACAAGUCAGUGAAGCGGAGACAUCUAGUCCAAAUAUUAAAGUUCUGCCUGAAGAAGUACUUCACCUUCGAGGGGACCAUGUACGAACAAAUUAAGGGGACGCCGAUGGGAUCGUCUCUCUCCGGCUUCAUCGCUGAGGCAGUUCUGCAAAAACUAGAGAGCCUGGUUUUCACCACUCACAGGCCAACGUUUUGGACUCGGUACGUCGACGACACCUUCGUCAUCAUCAAGCGAGAAAUGAUCGAGGAAUUUCACAUCGUCCUGAUUUCCGUCUUUCCUGACAUCCAAUUCACGAUGGAGGCGGAAAACAACAACCAGCUGCCGUUUGUGGACGUUCUUGUCCAUCGAAAGCCCAACGGGAACAUAAAAACGACGGUGUACAGGAAGGCUACCAACACACGCCAAAUCCUAAGCUAUCACAGUAAACACCCGUUAUGUCACAAACGCAGCUGUGUGCAGACUCUCUACAGUAGAGCAGAAACACACUGCAGCGAACCGGAUGACAGAAGGACAGAACUCCGCUAUCUUCAGCGCCUUUUCAUUGCCAACGGAUACCCCCGUAACUUUAUCGAGCGCAGCAGGCUGAAUAAAAAGCGGAGGUUGCGGAGAAAAUUCCUCUCGGAUAGGAGCUCUGUGUCGAUAAAUGCGUACAAAGCACAGGGGAACCUAGUUAUGAGGUUACUCCUUGGGACGCGGCGUAUUUUCCAGAAAGACCUACUGAAUCUGGCCGCAGAAAAUCCGAAUUUAUUCUAUGGUUACAUAAGAAGAAGCAAACGAAACAGAGAUCCAAUCCCGUUACUGAAAACUAUUGACGACCUAGAACUCAUUGAAUACGGAGAAAAGGCAGAGCACCUUUCACAAUUUUAUAAGUUCAUCUUUACGAAGGAGAGCACAUUUCUCCCUUCCGACUGCGAUAUAGUGGACGGGCCAACAAUCGUACACGUCUCUUUCGCCGAAGCUAUUGUUCGCAAAGUACUGUUGAGCCUGAAGGAGUCCAAAUCACCUGGGCCGGAUAACAUACCGCCGAAAUUGUUGAAGGAGCUUGCUGGAGAAGUAUCUAAACCGCUGUCCAUGCUCUUCCAAGCUUCGUUCGAAGCAGGCUACUUGCCCGCCGAUUGGAAAUCCGCAAGGAUCACGGUAAUUUAUAAAAACUGUAACAAGGUCUUAGCGAACAGCUACAGACCAAUCAUCCUUACUUCAAUUUGCUGCAAAAUUAUGGAAAAAAAUAAUUAAGCGAGAAAUAAUGCACUUCCUAGAAGAGCAUAAUCUGCUAUGCGAUGCCCAGCAUGGAUUUCGUGGAGGCAGAUCAUGCGUGACAAAUCUACUUUAUUGUUUAGAUUGCUGGACCCGGGCAGUUGAUGGCGACAAUGCAGUGCGCGCAGUCUACGUCAACUUUAAGAAGGCAUUCGACAGUGUACCACAUCAGCGUCUCCUGUACAAAUUAAGCCGAACAGGCAUAAGAGGUAAUCUCCUGAGGUGGACACGAUGUUUCUCGAUCGGUAGAUCUCAAAUCGUCCUCGUCGGUGACAGGCAGUCGGUGGAGGUAGCAGUUGAAAGCGGUGUUCCGCAAGGCUCCGUUCGUGGCCCCACCCUGUUCAUUAUAUACGUCAACGACUGCGUCAGUGAACUGAAUUGUGAUGUCGCCAUGUUCACUGAUGAUGUUAAACUUUGGAGCGUCAUCCGAACUGAAUUGGACGAAGAGCGCUUGCAGGCAGACCUGACCCGACUCUAGAAAUUGUCACAGGACUGGCUUCUGCCGUUUAAUGUGACUAAGUGCAAUGUUUUGCGUGUCGGCAGGACCCGAUCUCAAAGCCUGAGGGUUUACUACCUAAAUGGCGUACCACUGCAGGAGGUAGACGCCCAGAAGGACUUGGAUGUGUGGCUAACGGCUUCUCUAAAACCGUCGCUCCACUGCUCCAAGAUAGCCAAGUCUGCGAUGUCAGUCCUUUAUCUUGUCAAGAGAGCUUUCUCUACCUUCGAUGAGGACUGCUUCGUUAAAGUCUUUCGGACUUUCGUACGGCCACAGCUAGAGUUCGCUAUUCAGGCGUGGAAACCCUGGACCUCUAAAGAUCUCAGCAUCCUUGAGAAACUCCAAAGGCGGGCGACCAAACUAGUAAGUGGGCAGGGUUCCCUACCCUAUGAAACACGUUUUUCCAAUCUCGGACUUUUUCCACUGAGUUACAGACAGCUAAGAGGCGACCUUAUACAAACAUUCCGUAUACUGCGCGGCCACGACUGCUGUCUCGUACCUGUUGAUUUCUUUUAGUUAACAACCAUAACGAACUUCCGAGGUCAUCCACUUAAGCUACGCGUAACUGGCGCCAAGCUGGACAUUCGGGAGUUCUUCUUUUCAAACAGAGUGAUUGAGGUCUGGAAUGCUCUGCCUACAAAUGUCAUCAUGUCCACCUCCGUCGAGGCUUUUAAACGCAAGUUGGACCAGUUUACCACCAAACGUCAUAAUGCCACCUGA